This is a messenger RNA of Larimichthys crocea (large yellow croaker), 4054 nucleotides long. RefSeq names its product TEPSIN adaptor related protein complex 4 accessory protein (gene tepsin). The coding region runs from base 113 to 1999 and encodes 628 amino acids. Gene Ontology annotation, cellular component: trans-Golgi network membrane. Lineage: Eukaryota; Metazoa; Chordata; Actinopteri; Sciaenidae. The record is from RefSeq and is a predicted model, not a curated record. The transcript has 13 exons.
CAGGAUCGCUGCUUGCUCGUUCCGUGAUUGGCCAGCUGUCACCUCGAGCCCCCGCCUUCCCCUCGUACCCACAGGAGGAAGAUGAGUAACCCGCAGCCAGGACUGCUAAAUCAUGGCAACAUUCAUGGAACGACUGGCUUUUCUUCAGAAAGUCCCGACUCUGAUGAAGGCUACAGCAGAUGAUGAAAACCCCUGUCCUGGCUACCUUUUCCAAGAGAUCGGAAAAAUCUCCCAUGAGUCUUCAGGUUGCGGUCAGUGUUUGUUAGAGUAUCUCCUGGAGAGGCUGCAGGUGGAGUCCUGUAAUGUCAAACUCAAGGUACUGAAGAUCUUUGUCCAUCUUUGCGGCCAUGGCUCGAACCAUUUUCUCACAGAGCUUCGAAGGAACUCCACCUUCAUCCAGCAAGCAUCAGUUUAUAGCGGCCCUCCUGAUCCUAUCCAUGGCACAGCGUUGUACCAGAAAGUUAGAAAUACAGCACAGGAAGUGGCCAGGUUGCUUUUCACAGAUACAAUUUUGAUCAAAAGAGGCGUCUCCCCGCUCAACCUGGCCCCCCCAACAAUGGGUAUGGGCUCAGGAACUUCCCACAGGUCAGGAAUGCAGGGCUUUGGAUACAGUCCAGGGAAGCAGGGGACAGUAGGCAGUGACUCACUGCUGGAUAAAAUCCAGAAAGCUGCAGAGGUAGUGGCCAGUGCUGUCCUACCCCCAACUGAACACCAGGGCAUCCGUCUCCAUGACAACCAUUACCGGGCCGUAGUUGCGCCGUCCGCGCCCAUAGAGGUCGCGGUGCCUGCGUGUGCAUAUAACCUGCCUGCUCGUAGGCCAAAGGCGUUGACCCAGCGCUGCCCAGGGCAGGUAGGAGGUGGCUGGGAAGAGACUGACAGUGGCAACAGCUCCUCUCACAAUUCCUCUCAGGAUAUCGCGGCUAACAGCAGGGCCUCUGUGGACAACAAGUCAGCCGGUACCGGGAGCCAAUCAGGGGCCAGUAGAGAGAGCAGUGGGGACCUAUCAGAACGGGUGGAAGCCUUGCAGUUGGGGGACUGUGGCCAGGAGAUGGCACUCAUCAGCCGACUGACUGAAGGGUCUAAAGUUUUCCUGUCUAGAGAGGAGAGUCAGCACUUCAUCAAAGAGUGCUCCAUUCUCAACUGUGAGGUCGUGCUGGAGUUGCUCUCAAGCAAGCUUCAAGAUCCCUCAAACACUGUUAAGAUGCGGGCACUGUGUGCUGUGUCAUGCCUCCUGACCUCUGACCUCCUCUCUCUGGAACAAAUGUUUGGAGCUACACAACGAAGGCUUCGUCAGCUGAGCGAUGGGGCCCCGGGACCUGUGGCCAACAAAGCCACCAAGAUCCUGAGACAGUUUGAGGCUCUGAUGGGUGGAUCUCCACAAGCUCCCAGGCAGGAUUCAGUAAACAGCAGCCAACAGGCAAUAGCUAAUCAGCUUCCCACAUCUACAUACUCAGACCCGUUACUACCGACCCAUUCUGCUGACACCAGCCUCAACCAUUAUCAGCCUGACAUCUCAUCCACAGGCGUCACACAACCACAAAAUCACCCAUCAUCCACUUCUGAUCAGGCCUUGGCCCAGAGCGACUCCUCAGGGGAGCUGUUGAAUGACAGCGAUGAGGAGAAACCGUCUCCCACUCAGCAGGAGUUACCGCAAAACCAGGUGGAGCCAGUCAGGACCGCCGAGGCUGAAUUGGUGGCUGAAGAAUCGGAUGUUAACACAGACGGGUGCUCUUCUCCGCCAGCUGAGCUCCAUCCCUGUCUGAGCAGACUGUCCCUGUUCAGCGGUAUGGAGCUGGUGACCAAAGGGAGGCCCCUGUGUGAAAGAGACACGUCCCAAACGGAGACAGACACGACGGACGACGGCCUAAGGGAGAAUCCAGCCGUGCAUAACAGUAUUGGUCAAACCAGUAAAACCAGUGAUGAUGCUCCUUCGAUUUGCAAAUCAGUUGCAUCUGACAGCAGCCAACCAGUGUCGGCCUUCUCAUUUCUCAACUUUUGACAGCUGGAACUGUUAGAGUUAAACCAAUGAUGUCAUCAUGUAUAUCCUUUCAGAAAAUCUAUUUAAUUUUUAUAAACAAAUAUCACCUGUAAGGUUAUAACUAGACACUAUAUAGACAGAAGAUUCACAUCAUGUUUGGGUUUUAUGUUCUCGUGUGUAUGGUGCCUCCUUUAGAAGCAUUCAAUGAGCAGACUGGGCAAAGAGCCCAAGAUCAUAGACGAGUGCAAUCCACCGAUGGUACGUGAAACCUCUCGACUCUCCCACGUGAGGGCUGGUCUGUGAGCUGUUUUUCCGUUUGUUGGCCUAAUUUCUGAAGUGUUUUACCAAGAAUGGUUGUCUUGAAUUACAGAUUAUUGACAGUUGCUUUCUCAGGAUUCCCUUUUAGCUAACUGAAACAACUCUGACGCCUCUGCAGCACGCCCUACACCUCCGAGGGAAGAACCCCUCAAUCUGUAAUUUGCACUACUGUUGCUUUUUUUUUUCUUAAGGACUCAUAAACCUACAAAUGAGAGUUGUCUUCCAUAUUUUUUGGUACUAAACUAUUAUGUCAAUGUACAGUAAAUGUUAUCUGAGUGUUAGUUUACAAAUUAUUUAUUAAGUCUACUCCGUAUCGAUGAAAACAGACCAAUGAGAGUGUUUGUAGAGUGCAUGUCUAUGAUUAAAAAAAACUGUUUGGAGAACUAACGGAAGAAUUCAUAAUCGUCAUAUUCUGUGUGUAUAAUCAACGUGUGAUAAAACAUCUGCAAUCAGCAUAACGCAAAUAUCUGUGACUUCACGAACGGUUGCUCGUGUAACCAAAUAAAAAACAGAUUACCUUCAUUAUCUCACCAUUAUUUCGAUUACAUUCUGUACCGUGGUGUUGAAGACUUUGGAAUGUAGCACAAACUACAAGCCCAGACGGUAAUCCAGCCUACCGAUGCGUACAAUGAACACUACUGAUGUAUUUUGUUUCAGUGAACACAAGCUAUGCUGUUGCACAUGCUGGAGAACAAUAAAACAUGCUGUACUUUUUGCUACAGCACCAACUACUACAUAAACGAGUCUUGUAUUUACACAGUAGUUGAAGUGGCACCAGUGACAUGACUUUCAGCAACGCUUUAUUUCAAUGUCAAAUGAUUUGGAAAAUUACAUAAAAUAUGAAUCACUUUCACAGCUCUCAUUUUAUUUGCAACACAGUGUGCUGGUCAUAUUAAACCAUACAAAAACCAAGUAUGGCUGACAGGCUUACAACACACAUGAUGUGUAAAAUGUUAAAGAAGUAAACGCAUGGUUACAAACUGAGAGCUGUUUCUUGAGGCUGUUGGAAACACUGUGGUGAGUGUGCCUCUGCCCGAGCUGCAGACUCCAGUGCUCUCACAGCUCUAUAAUUAGCCAGGGUCUAAUCUGAGGUUGGAUUUUGGUGGUGAGGCUCAUGAGGAAUGCAUGUUCCAUUACCUUGAACCCAGUGACCUGCCACACCAAAACAUUAUGGAUUCAUUUAGAUAGUAAAAUAACUGCAACUACACUAAACUUUGGUGAGAGAAAACAAAUCCAUUGGCCUCUUUGUGAAUGGGAUCACUACAACUCCCCACUCCACGGAUGCAAACAUGCGACUGACCUCCCCACUCGAGAGUAAACAAAAUGAGGAGUUAUUGAGUAAAGUGCUUAGCUUUAUUUAGUUUUGCAAGCACUUUGGAUCAUCACACUUUUCUUGUGAUUAGCACCAAUGAAAAAUGUCCACGCAUCAACGCACGCAUGUAAAGAGAAUGAUAACUCUUUAUAAAGUGCAUAGGGUGCGUACACGUACACACGCGCGCGCUGCAUACACACAUACACACACACACACAGACACAUGUACACAUCAAUACUGCACAGAAAACCACAGUGGCAGGGCCAUGGAAAGGCGGAUGUGCUUAUGGUCUUGACAAAUGGUAUAUGGUGAGGUGGGGACGAGCCUUUGUGCCCAAAAUCUGUAAACCUCCCCACACGUCAUCCCCUUUCCCCUCCCCUGACCCGAGUGUGUCGCUGGAGGCUUUCAAGGAGGAGCCACCGUGCCAAGCGGUGUCAGCACUGAUG